UCUGUUUUACAGGAUGUGAUCAGUCAAGUUCUUCCUGAUGCCACGACAACAGCUUUUGAAUAUGAAGAUGAGGAUGGUGAUCGGAUUACUGUUCGAAGCGAUGAAGAAAUGAAAGCCAUGCUGUCCUAUUAUUACGCCACGGUGUUGGAGCAGCAAGUGAACGGCCAGUUAGUCGUGCCUCUGCAGAUCUACCCAAGAGCCUGCAAGCCUCCUGGGAAACGGAACAUACACGGCCUGAAGGUAAAUACACGAGCUGGGUCAGCUAACAACAGUGCUGCCGCCGUCCCGGAUUCCCUUCCAAGCAAUAGUUUGAAGAAGUCUUCUGCGGAACUGAAGAAAAUAUUAGCUAACGGCCAGAUAAAUGAACGAGACAUACGGUAUCGAGACAUCCUCGGUCACGGCAACGGCGGAACAGUCUACAAGUUGAAUUUGCAGGCGCUGCGGUUGCUGCAUGGGGCUGGCUGUCGCUCAGAGGUGGACGAUGUGUCUUGCCGGCUGGAGCCCGCCUUUCACUCUUUCUGUACCGUCACCCGGAGCUUGUUUCUGAAAUCUGUGAUCCCUUUAGACAUUACACUGGAACUGCAGAAACAGAUCAUGUCAGAACUAGAAAUUCUUUACAAGUGUGAUUCAUCCUACAUUAUAGGCUUUUAUGGUGCCUUUUUUGUUGAAAACCGGAUUUCCAUUUGUACUGAAUUCAUGGAUGGAGGCUCGUUGGAUGUGUACCGAAAAAUUCCAGAACACGUGCUUGGAAGAAUAGCCGUGGCUGUAAGUAUUUUUCGAACCAUAGUUUGUGAAUGUUAUGCACUCGCGUCCUGAACAUUUUGUACAGGCUGCAAAGCGAGGA
Molecule: messenger RNA, 844 nt
Organism: Sphaerodactylus townsendi
Lineage: Eukaryota; Metazoa; Chordata; Lepidosauria; Squamata; Sphaerodactylidae
Gene: MAP2K5
Product: mitogen-activated protein kinase kinase 5
Exons: 12
Coding region: 109-816 (235 amino acids)
Biological process (GO): MAPK cascade; protein phosphorylation
Molecular function (GO): ATP binding; MAP kinase kinase activity
Source: RefSeq, a predicted model, not a curated record